Messenger RNA from Haplochromis burtoni (Burton's mouthbrooder), 3711 nucleotides. It is a transcript of the gene glceb, whose product is annotated as glucuronic acid epimerase b. NCBI's taxonomy places the organism in Eukaryota, Metazoa, Chordata, Actinopteri, Cichliformes, Cichlidae. Gene Ontology annotation, cellular component: Golgi apparatus. The record is from RefSeq and is a predicted model, not a curated record. Gene Ontology annotation, molecular function: heparosan-N-sulfate-glucuronate 5-epimerase activity. The transcript has 6 exons. The coding region runs from base 323 to 2110 and encodes 595 amino acids. Gene Ontology annotation, biological process: heparan sulfate proteoglycan biosynthetic process.
UUCUUCCCAGUGAGAAGCAGACGCUGAACUGUAUUCAGUCGCUGUUGUGGCUGGGAGGCAGCAGAGUCAGGCAGUAUCUUUGGUUGACCGUGAUCCAGCCAAAGGUAAAGCAGGAGUCUUUUAAACUGACCGACAAAGCGAAAAGAAGCUACUGACGUGUCUGGCCAAACUCCGACUUUGCACGACACCUUUCAUCCUCCAGAUACUGCAGACAGAAAGUACCAGAAGAGCGAGCUGGGACAGGACGCUGGGAGAAGUGUGACAGGAUGUUCAGCCAGUUGUUUAUCUCUUUCUAAAUGAAUAGAAGAGGCAGGUUGUGAUAAUGCGCUGCCUGGCUGCUCGGGUGAACUACAAGACCCUCAUCGUUAUCUGCGCCCUCUUCACACUCAUCACUGUGUUGCUGUGGAACCGCUGCUCUAGUGACACCUCCAUACGCUUCCUGCCCCGUGCUGCCCCGGUGGCCACGAGUUCUCAGAUCGGCGAUGCUAGCAUCAGCAGCCAGCAGCAUCCCCCGCAACCUCCCGAGCCCCCGCCUGUUGUCGGAGUUGUCGGGGGGAUCAAGUAUGAAGAAAUUGACUGCUUAAUCAAUGAUGAAUCGACUGUCAAAGGCCGGCGAGAGGGGGGAGAAGUCUACCUGCCCUUCUCUUGGGUGGAAAAGUACUUUGAGGUGUACGGCAAAAUAGUGCAGUACGAUGGCUACGAUCGUUUUGAGUUUCAGCACAGCUAUUCAAAGGUUUACGCCCAGCGAGAACCUUACCACCCCAAUGGAGUCUUCAUGUCGUUUGAGGGGUACAACGUGGAGGUCCGUGACCGGGUCAAGUGUAUCAGUGGAGUGGAAGGCGUGCCUCUGUCCACUCAGUGGGGCCCUCAGGGCUACUUUUACGCCAUCCAGAUUUCCCAGUACGGUUUGAGCCAUUACAGCAAAAACCUGACCGAGCGCGCUCCCCACGUUGAUGUCUAUGACACGGCCGAGGAGAGGGACAGCCGAGCCAACGCCGCGACCUGGAGUGUACCGAAAGGUUGCGGGCUCAGCCGCGUCUAUGACAAGACCAGGGCUACCUCCGUGCGGCAGUUCAGCGCUCCAGACUCCUCCGAAGGCGUGUCCCUCCAGAUGGGCAACUCCAAAGACUUCAUCCUCAGCUUGGACCUCAAGUUUAUCUCCAACGGCAGCGUGUCUGUAAUCCUUGAAACCACAGAGAAGGGCCCUCCCUUCACAAUCCACUACGUGACCAGCACACAGCUCAUCGCCUUCAGAGAGCGUGACAUCACCUACGGGAUUGGACCGCGAACCGCUUGGAGCACUCUGACCCGGGAUCUGCUCACCGACCUCAGGAAGGGCGUCGGGCUGUCCAACACAAAGGCUGUUAAGGCCACAAAGAUUAUGCCCAGACGUGUGGUGCGAUUAGUCCUGCAUGGGCGUGGAUUUGUUGACAACAUCACCAUCUCCACCACUGCGCACAUGGCCGCCUUCUUUGCCGCCAGCGACUGGCUGCUGCGCAACCAGGACGAGCGAGGCGGAUGGCCUAUCAUGGUCACCCGUAAACUAGGCGAAGGCUUCAGACCUCUGGAGCCCGGCUGGUACUCGGCCAUGGCUCAGGGCCAGGCCAUGUCCACCCUUGUGAGAGCCUACCUCCUCACCAAGGACCAGGCGUACCUCAACGCUGCCCUGAAGGCAGUAGGACCUUAUAAGGUGCCUUCAGCACAGCAUGGGGUCAAAGCUGUGUUCAUGAACAAGUAUGACUGGUAUGAAGAAUACCCCACCACACCCAGCUCCUUUGUGCUCAACGGCUUCAUCUACUCCCUGCUGGGGCUCUACGACUUGACUGAGACAGCUGGAGAGAAGCUCGGCAGGGAGGCAGGGCAGCUGUUCAGCCGCGGCAUGGAGUCACUGAAGGCCAUGCUGCCGCUCUUUGACACCGGGUCUGGGAGCAUUUAUGACCUGCGUCACUUCAUGUUGGGCACUGCGCCCAACUUGGCUCGCUGGGACUAUCACACCACACACAUUAAUCAGCUACAGCUGCUGGCAUCCAUAGACAACUCUCCCAUCUUCAAGGAUGUGGUCAAGCGCUGGAAAACCUACUUAAAGGGGAUUCGUGCCAAGCACAAUUAGACUAAACUCCAACCCACACACUAUAAAGGCUGAGAUGAGAAGAAGAUCGAUAUAUUCUGUGCGACUGAAGGAAUGAAUGAGCGGCCUAUGCUCGCGUGCACGUCCUCGAUCUGGUUGAAGUCCAAAAUCUGAAGUAUGAGUUUAAUCAGCUGAAGCUCUCAAUACUCUCUCGUGUGCUCUGUUGCAGGUUUUUUAAUUUCUGCAACAUCCACUGUAGCUCUCCUCUCCCUGUUUCUUUUCUUUUCCUUCACCUCUUGAGUUAGUGUUUGUAGUUAUGCACAAACCUCAUUUCAAAGUGAGAGUGUCUGCAUUCAGGAAGAAAGUGUGCAUGUGUUCGUGCGUGUGUGCGUGCGUUUUUAAAAAGAAUAUAUGACAUUGGUGAAAGAUUAAAAACUCUGUGAAUCACAUUUCAGACAUUCUUCGAUGCAUCCAGCACAUUUUUCUUCUGCAAUAGUAUUUUUUUUAACGUCAUUUCAGAUUAAAGUUUAUUAAAACAAACUGUAUAUAACAGAAUAUAUUAUAAAUUAUUUGAAGGAGAACGUUGCCAAAAAACAAAAAAGCGCAUCUUUUCAAUAUAUAAGAAGCAUUCGAAUAUUUCACCACAACAACAUUUUUAAUGCAAACCCUUCAAUACUAAACAGUUUUAAAUUACAACGCAGGACUUUGUUUUUAAGUGUCUCACAUUUAAUGUUUGGUUAGAGAUGUUUAUUAGAGAAUUCAUCCCUUUGUGGAAAUGCUAGAAAAUCAAACGUUUUAUGAUUCUGUCUAAACACAGAUUAAUGUUAGCCAAUAAUUAUAGUAUUAUGUCUUUAGUAGAUUUAUCUUUUCCCCUCUAAAGUAAAUGUGAGGCUUCUGUUAAGCUGCUUGAAAGCUCUCUGAGUAAUAAUCGAGCUAGUUCUCAGUAGCAAUGUGAUUGUUCCUGUGGUAUUCACUGAGAUAAAUCAAUGCAGCCCUGCAAUAAUGCUUAAAAAUGAGGAAGUUAUCAUAAUUAGCUGUAGCUUCUGUAAUGUUGCUACCUGUAUCCGAUGGUCAGGCAGUGAUACCACCGUGUAACCGUUUUUGUUCAAGGUUGCAACUUCACAUAUGAUUAACUUUGAGUUCAGCGUGUUUAUUAACACAUGUGUGUCCCAUGUGAGAAAUCCCAGCUGGCUGAAUUUAAGACCAGGAUAAAUGCUCGCUUCUUUUCAGCUGCACAAUCUAAAGUUUUGUUUCAAAAAGAAAAACUGUGUUUCCUACUUACACGCGUGAUCGCAGGCCUGAACGAGGCUAAACAUUUAAUACUAGAUUAACCAAGAGGCAUCAGUUAAAAGGUGAUACUAAUGUGAAACUUUAAAUGCCAGACUCCAGCUCCCCACGUCAUUGUUAUAAUUUCAGAUCUGUGUUUUUUGCUUGGUGUGAAUAUCAGCACCGUCAGUCGUAGCCACAUUUUAAUUCAUUCUUGUGCCCACCCCCCUCGUUCCCCUCCUCCUUUUUGACCUUUUCAGCUCGUUGUUUACUCGGGAACUCGUCUGAAAAGCCUUUCUUCUGUAACUCAUACUUGGAACAUGAUAAUUGCAGGAUACAAGCGUAGGUGGUGUAGAUGUCUCUGUUGUGUAUUGGAG